This is a messenger RNA of Drepanopeziza brunnea f. sp. 'multigermtubi' MB_m1, 804 nucleotides long. RefSeq lists its product as uncharacterized. Lineage: Eukaryota; Fungi; Ascomycota; Leotiomycetes; Helotiales; Drepanopezizaceae. Gene Ontology annotation, molecular function: N-acetyltransferase activity. The record is from RefSeq and is a predicted model, not a curated record.
AUGGGCACUCCCUUCAUCACCUUCCUCGGGCCCUCUGACCUGAGUGGCUACAACCGCAAGCUUUCCUCAUCCGAACAGUCCAGCGUGAUCCCACGAACCUUCAUUGACGCCAUGGAAGUUCGCGAGCAAGUCUUCGUGGAAGAGCAAAAGAUCCCCUUGGAAAACGAAUUCGAUGCAGAUGACCACCGAUCCUGCCACUGGGUCAUCUACGCCUCCGUGAACACGGUCACCGAGCCCGAAAUCAAAGACAGCUCAGGUAGAAUUGUCUCCCGCAAAAAGUCCGUCACACGCUCGACCCCCAUCGGCACCGUCCGUCUCGUCCCCUUCCCUCACCCUGCCCACCCCGAGCCUGGCUCCAAGUACUCCGAUGCUGUCGACGCCGGCGCAAACCCGGCAUCUAUAGAGCCACCUCCAUACAUCGCCGAUCGAGCCACUACAUACCACGAUGGCAGAGAACCAUAUCUCAAGCUCGGACGGCUGGCGGUGCUAAAGGAGUUUAGGAGGUCGGGAAUUGCUAAGAUGUUAGUCGGCGCUGCGAUGGCUUGGGCACAGCAAAACCCCACGCUCUUCAAUCCCAGAAUCACGGUGUCAGGAUUGGAUAAAGUCACGACGGAGAUGAACGGGGAAAUUCCGGUUUGGAGGGGUCUGCUGUGUGUGCACGCUCAGAAGCAGGUCCAGAAGACGUGGGAGAGGUGGGGUUUCAAGCUGGACGAAGGAAUGGGUGAGUGGGAUGAAGAAGGCAUUGAGCACGUUGGGAUGUUUAUGAGGCUUGAGUAUCUGAGUCCAUAUGUGAUUUCGUCUUGA